Molecule: messenger RNA, 1339 nt
Organism: Aegilops tauschii subsp. strangulata
Lineage: Eukaryota; Viridiplantae; Streptophyta; Magnoliopsida; Poales; Poaceae
Product: glutamate dehydrogenase 1, mitochondrial
Biological process (GO): L-glutamate catabolic process
Cellular component (GO): mitochondrion
Molecular function (GO): L-glutamate dehydrogenase (NAD+) activity
Source: RefSeq, a predicted model, not a curated record
AGGAUCAAACGGUGGAGAAAUAGGAGUUACGAGAGUAAAAUUACAUGAAAUUACAAAUAACUGUGGGACCAUUACAAGAUUAUGGUGGGGCUAAUCAUUUUCCAAAAGGGUAGAUUCGUCCAAUUUAGUGUGCAGCGCUGGGAGAAAAAGGAAAAAGAAACCUAGCCACGCACGGUUCUUCCCCCUCUGUCGAUCCCCUCUCCGCGCCUCCUCCUCUGCCGUGUCGCUGCGCCGCCGCACGCUUCUUCCCCCCCUCUCCGCGCCUCCUCCUCUGCCGGUCGCUGCGCCGCCGGCUCAGCCGCUUGUCCUGCGCCUUCUCCUCCCCGCUCCUCGCUGAGUCAUCGACCAGAUCGGCGUCCAUGUUCAGCAGCGGCGGGGGCAUCUUCAGCGGAGGAGGCGGGUGGUCGUGGUGGCGGCACCUUCAGCGGCGUCGCCGGACUCCCGUCGCUGACCUCGGCCUCACCCAGAAGAGGUCUUGUCCGCCCAUGCCGCCAAGGAGGGGGAGCAGCCGUGCCCGGACGAGGUCGUCCCCAACUCCUGCAUCUAGUCGUCGACCUUACCAACACUGCAGUCGCCGCUGCUGGUCGAGGUCGCCCAGGUUGACACCGGCCCCGCCGGCCUGCAGGUCAUCCUGCCCGACAUGGUAUUUGGCAAUAUUGGUUCUUGGGCUGCCCAAUUGAUCACUGAAGCUGGUGGCAAGGUGGUCUCCAUCAGAGAUGUCACAGGGGCUGUCAAGAACUCCAAUGGCAUUGACAUAGCCAAGCUGAUGAAGCACUCGGCAGAGAACCGCGGGAUCAAGGGCUUUGACGGAGGCGACGCCGUCGACCCGACCUUGCUGCUCACGGAAGAGUGCGACGUGCUCAUCCCGGCAGCUCUGGGAGGAGUCAUAAACAAGGACAAUGCUGAUGCCAUCAAAGCAAAGUACAUCAUCGAGGCUGUUAACCACCCAACAGACCCCGAGGCCACGAGGCAAGAACACCAACAUUUUGCCACAAAACUAAGCUGCAUUUGUUGACACAUUCACACAUUGACUGACAGCAGAGAAAUGUUCAUGUUCGUGGUGCAGAUUCGGGCAAAGAAGGGCAUGCUGAUCCUACCGGACAUCAUGGCCAACUCCGGCGGAGUGAUGGUGAGCUGCUUCGAGUGGGUGCAGAACAUCCAGGGGUUCAUGUGGGAUGAGGAGAAGGUGAAUCGGGAGCUCAAGACAUACAUGACCCGCGCCUCAAAUAUAGUUCUGAAUAUUUAGGCAAUGUAUGGCAUAGUAGAAAAUGGAAAGUAGUUAUGUAAAGUAUAUCUUCGAAAACCAGAAUUGGCUCAAUUUGGAAGAAUGCCUACUUCA